This is a messenger RNA of Gasterosteus aculeatus aculeatus (three-spined stickleback), 2333 nucleotides long. NCBI's taxonomy places the organism in Eukaryota, Metazoa, Chordata, Actinopteri, Perciformes, Gasterosteidae. The record is from RefSeq and is a predicted model, not a curated record.
GGAUCGAUCCAAAACGACGUCGGGCAGCUCUGUUUUGUCUCGUCUGAUGCGCAGUGUGGUAGCCACAUUUGCAUUGGGAAAAGGUGAGCUUGUUAUCUUUAUUUGCAAGAAUUGAAUGGGGUAAAAAUCGUUUCAUUUGUAUGGCUAGUUUGGAGGAUUUUUUUGUUACUCCAUCCGUGGAGGUUUUGAAUAAUUUGACAAAGGAUCAGUUGCGCCGGGUUUGUGACCAUUAUGGCCUUGACUUAGGUUUACCCAGAACAGCAAAAUUAGCCCAGAUUAGAUUGUCCGUUCAGGCUGAAUUGGUUGUUAAGAAUAUUUUGUCACCUGAAUCUAAAAUUAUGGAUGAUUUGGGAGAAGCACUGUCGACACCUCAUUCGACAGGGUGUUCUAAGGUGGCGCUCACGUUUGAGCAACAAAAGGUGUUGCUAGAAAUGCAACGUCAAGAGAGAGAAGCUCAACGAGAGGCAGAUCGACAGGAAAGAGAAGCUAAACGCGAGUUAGAGAUGGAAAGAAUAAAAAGUGAACGUGAUGUGGCGUUGGAACGGCUAAGACUGAGUGCUGAAUGUAGGCUUCCAGUUGAUGGGGAGGAGGGUCCUGCUCCUAGGGAGUCUGUGCGUUCCCCUGAUAUAUCUAGCAUGGUUAGGUUGCUGCCAAAAUUCAAUGAAAGAGAUCCAGAUAUUUUCUUUUCUUUAUUUGAGAGUGUGGCUGAUGACCGUGGCUGGACUGACUCUGAAAGAACGUUGCUAAUCCAAAGUGUUCUUGUAGGUAGAGCGCAAGAAGCGUUUAUUGCCUUGCCUGUACCAGAUCGAAAAAAGUAUGUCAAAGUAAAAGAGGCAGUGCUUAAAAUUUAUGAAUUGGUUCCUGAGGCUUAUCGUUUGCGGUUUCGCAGUUGGAGAAAGGGAGAAAAACAGACUUAUACAGAGGUAGCGAGGGAAUUGUACAGCCACUUUAAUCGUUGGUGCUCCGCGGUGGGAGUCACUACUUUUGAAGAAUUGUCUAACCUGAUUGUUUUAGAACAGUUCAGAAACAUCCUUCCGGAGCGCGUCGCUACACACAUAUUUGAGCAGAAGAUGAAAACCGCAGCGGAAGCCGCAGUUGUGGCUGACGAUUUUGCUUUGACACACAAGUAUAGUUUAAAAGACACAGGUCAGAUUUAUCAGGAAAAACGUUUUGGACGUUUCAAUAGAGCUUUGGGGUCUUCUUCGUUGGGUUCAUUUGAGUCACCUACUCAGAGUAGAGUAGAUUCACAUUCCAAUCAGUCACACAGAGGUGCUGUGAGUUUUCGCAGAGAUUCUAGGUUUUCUGCGUUUACACCUGCCAGUCAGGCUAAGAAUGAUGCUGAUGUGUGUCGAUACUGUUUGGAAAAGGGGCACUGGAAGAGAGACUGUCCUGUGUUAAAGGGGAAAAGUCAGAGAAAGGGUACUGAGGUUGUUAGGGGGGUCACACUUGCUGUAUCUGAGCCUGUUAGACCUGCUAAAGUUGUGAUGGGUGAGACCGAGGUUAAAUCUGAAGGCAUUGUGACGCCAUUUCAGCUAUCAGGCCUUUGCUCUGUUGGGGCCAGUGAGAGAAACGGUGGACCUGACUCAGUUGUGCCUGGGGGAAGUGGUUAUUUUCCUUUUGUUACGGAUGGGUUAGUUUCACUGGUGGGUAGUUCCAACCAAGUGCCAGUUAAGAUACUUAGGGACACAGGGGCGUCUGAGUCUUUUAUCUUGGAGUCUGUAUUGCCUUUUUCUGCAGACUCUAGUACUGGGAACAAUGUUUUAGUCCGGGGGAUUGGGUUGCAAGUUGUCUCUGUUCCAUUGCACAGGAUUAAUCUGCAGUCGGAUUUAGUGCAAGGGAAAGUAUCAAUAGCAGUUCGCCCUUCUUUACCAAUAGAGGGCGUCCAUCUUCUUUUAGGUAACAACCUGGCUGGAGAACGUGUCUGGCGUGAUGUACUGCCCCCUGUAAUUGUUAACAAUGUUCCUUCUAUUCCAGCCGACAGUGACGUUGGUGGUCAGAAUUUGACUGUCUUUACAGCUUGUGCCGUGACACGGGCUAUGAGUCGUGCCUCUAAUGAUGAUGUUUCUCAGAGUAGAGAGUUUAAGUCUGUUGUUGUGCCUAAUUUACCACCAUCUCUCUCUCAUAGUGAUUUUGUUGCAGCUCAAAAGGAGGAUGCAACAUUGAAAGAUCUGUUCGUUGGGGUGUUAACGGCUGUGGAGUUGCGAAAUGCAUCGCGAGGGUAUUUUAUUCAGGAUGGGUUGUUGAUCCGGAAGUGGUCCUCUCACACUGACGACGGGGUUGAUGAUCCAGUGUUUCAAGUGAUCGUACCAUGGAUGCGCUGUGUACCUCGAUGA